AUACCGUAGAGUCACCAAUUCUAGUCAACUGGAAUAGCAAACGGACCGAGUAACCAUUUUGAGGAUAAAACGUGAGAUACGGGUGCGAAGACCUUUUUACCCCCUCCUCAUCCAUGGACCUUGAUCCUAGUAGGAACAUCUAAGCAUAAUAAUAACAACAAUAAUAAUAAUGACAUGAAGAAAAGUGACACAUGAUGUUGGGUGUGAGUGAUAUUGAUAACAUUUUGCUAGUCAUUUAAUAUGGAUCAAGCAUACACAGAAACAAGUUUCGCCAGGACUCUUCAUUUAUUGAUGAGCCGGUUGAUUAAUUCUGAUGUCAAUGCUAACUCACAAGAUGACCAUGCUUCAUCAUCAUCUACUUGUCACGACUAUCAAGUAUACAAGACAGAUGAACUUCAUAAACAGACAGAAAGGCUUGAAAAUAAUGAACUUUAUUUGACAACAAGGAAAGAAUCAGGAUAUACAGAUCCUGAAAAUAAGACAAAUAUUUCUGUUCCAAGUAUGAUUUAUAGGCGUCAAGUUAGUUCAACUUUUACUACCGGUGAAAAAUGUAGAAUCAGUAAUGCUUUCCUCCCAAAUAGUAUGACAAAAGUUGCUGAAUAUAAUAGCAAAGCAUUUUGUGGGAUCUAUUCCAGUGAUGGAAAAAUGUUGGUCACGACAACGCAAGAUAAUAAUAUACAUUUAUAUAGUACUGGAAGCGGUGAAUUUCAAAAAUUCAAAACAAUCUUUGUCCCAAAUGUUUCUUGGAGUAUAUUAGAUUUAGCCUUCAGUCCAGAUGGGAACUAUAUUGCAUAUUCUUGUUGGUCUAAUGCUGUUCAUCUUUGUCCAAUCUACGGUGAUUCUAGCUUUCAAGUACCUCUUCAAUUAGUUCCGUUUCACUCCGGAAGGUUUUGUGUAUUUUCUAUUGCUUUUUCUAAUAAUGGAAACGAGAUCGUUGGAGCUGCUAAUGACGGAUGUUUGUAUGUUUACGACUUGGAAUGCCAUAAGUUGACAACAAAAAUUAAAGGACAUACAGGUGAUGUUAACGCGGUAGUAAUUGCCGAUAAUUCAUCACAAAUUUUAUAUAGCGCUGGCGACGAUGGACUCUGUAUGGUUUGGGACAGAAGAACUUUAAAAGAAUCACGUCCAAAACCAGUGGGUGUCUUAGCUGGUCACAUGGGUGGAAUAACAUACAUUGAUCCACGAGGUGAUGGUCGUUAUCUUCUCACAAAUAGCAAGGAUCAAUCAAUAAAAUUAUGGGACGUUCGUAAAUUUUCAAGCAAAAAAGCUCAAAUGAAUACACGUGUUGCUGUUGUGAAUCAAGAUUGGGAUUAUCGAUGGCAUACGCAUGUUCCUAAACAGCGAUUUAAAUCAACUGAAAUUCUGGAAGGAGAUACCAGUGUCAUGACAUAUCGAGGACAUGUUGUGAUACAAACUUUAAUUCGUUGUCAUUUCUCACCUGUUGCGUCAACUGGACAAAGAUAUAUUUAUACUGGAUGUGGAGAUGGACGAAUAGUCAUUUACGAUCUGUUGACUGGAAAAAUUGUUAAGACAUUAGAAGGUCAUGAUGGUUGUGUUAGAGACGUGCAUUGGCAUCCAUAUGAUCAAGAAAUAAUUUCAACUUCGUGGGAUGGAAUAGUAGGUUGUUGGCGUUAUUAUCCUGAACCAUAUUCAUCAGAUGCUAGAAAAUUUACUCUCAAUUACGAAGAUGACGAAAAUUGAGGGUUUAGAUGAUAUUUUUUUAAAAAUAAGAUAAUUAUUUAGAAAAGAGACUCCAUCUCAGUUUUAGUGCUACAAAUUUCGUCAGCUUGUUCCAAAAUAAAACGCGUAGAACAGGUUGAAAUUCUAAUAUCCUAACGAAAUUGAGGGAAGUUACACUUGUAAAUAGUUAUGAAAAAAAAUUAAUCGAAAAUUAUUCUUUGAUGAUAUUAAAAUUCUCAACCAUUAUUACAACUAAUAAAAAUCAAUAAUAGUUGUAACUACUGCAAAUAGUAAUUUUACGUAAUAAUGAAAGUUUAACUUGUGUGUAUUAUAACCAACAUGAAAUUUGUUUAACAGCUCCUAUAUAAUCUAAUAAUUAAAAUUGAAGAACUUUGUAAAUAUUUAUCUAAAUCAUAUAAUAUGAUUAUCUGAAAAUUA
Chelonus insularis is the source of this 2118-nucleotide messenger RNA. Its product is annotated as DDB1- and CUL4-associated factor 11. Gene Ontology annotation, molecular function: protein binding. Lineage: Eukaryota; Metazoa; Arthropoda; Insecta; Hymenoptera; Braconidae. The transcript is spliced from 10 exons. The coding region runs from base 241 to 1701 and encodes 486 amino acids. Gene Ontology annotation, biological process: proteasome-mediated ubiquitin-dependent protein catabolic process. The record is from RefSeq and is a predicted model, not a curated record. Gene Ontology annotation, cellular component: Cul4-RING E3 ubiquitin ligase complex.